Molecule: messenger RNA, 831 nt
Organism: Amborella trichopoda
Lineage: Eukaryota; Viridiplantae; Streptophyta; Magnoliopsida; Amborellales; Amborellaceae
Source: RefSeq, a predicted model, not a curated record
AUGCAGGACAUUUAUGUAGUCUUAAGAACUACAUCUACUUGUAGAUUGCCUUGUGGUAGAGAAACAAAAGAAAUUUUGGGAAAACCAGAUUUUAAUGGACCUUAUGAAUUCCCCACAGAGAUUUUUUACGACGUUGUCACUGCAGGCCCCAUUGUGGGGGUGAACUGGGGCAUGCUCGGGGACAACCUUCCGUCGCCGUCUGACAUCGUAAAACUCAUGCAACAGAACAAUGUUAUAACAGUACGGCUGUUUGAUCCCAACACUACAGCGCUUGACGCACUCCGGAAUUCAGAGAUCAGCCAUUGCCGUGGUGAGCCUCUCAGUCUCAUACCCCCUUCGCAGGGAGCCUUCUCACCCGAAGCCGUGGCUGCCAUGAACCCCAAUACUGCCUUCGUGACCGCCAACGACUUCCCCCGCAUGGUGAAUGUGUACCCUUACUUUGGCUACAAAUCAGACCCAGAACACAUCCCUCUGGACCACGCCCUUUUCAGACCGACCUCUCCAGUCGUCCAAGAUGGUGACCUUAGCUACCACAACCUCUUCGAUGCGACAUUAGAUGCAGUUUACUCGGCCCUGGAGAAAGUGGGAGGGAGCACAAUCAAUAUCGUAGCGUUGGAGAGCGGUUGGCCGAGUGCAGGGUACGGCGACAAGACCACAGUGGCAACGGCUCAGGAGUACAACAAUAAUCUGAUACAGCAUGCCAUUUCCACAAACGUUGCUUUGUUUAAUGAGGAUUUCAAGCCAGCUGGAGAGGAGCAAAACUUUGCGUUGUUUUACCCCAGCAUGGAGCCUGUUUAUCCGAUUUCUUUUCAAAGAUUGGCCCUUGAAUAA